CAGAUGAGGAGGAGAAAGCAAGUGCAUAGAGUGCUGGAAAAUCAACAGUCUCAACGUGUCGUUUCGCUUUUUAAGUAGUCUUACCGCAGUCGUAUUAAAACGGCUGGCAAGAUGCAGUAUAAUCGACAUCGAGUCCGCAUGAAAGGUUUUUACUGGUGAUUUCUCCAUCCUCCUCACAAUCUUGAUAGAUGACUUCUCGAAGCGGGGACACAACUGGACACGUUGGACUUUUAUUUAUCACUCUGCUCCAAAAAAUAACAUUGUGAAAGGAUAUAUGACACGAGACCAGAAAUUAUCCGUCGUUCAGAUGAACAUUUACUGACUGCUACACCAGCUCACCUUGGAAGGAAGAAGGGGAGUGACUCUUGAACCUCAUGCCUCCACAAAGCCAUUCAUGAGGCAAGCCUUCCUCCACACCAACAGACCAGCAUGGAGAAAGGGCUCCGAACACGACUAGAAACAGGAGUGGCAGAUGAGAAAGACCAUCUUACUCAAGGGAAGAACCCAUUAGCAGGGAGCGCUGACUUGGGACAUGAAUGUUGCAAACGUAAUGGUUUGAUCAAUACCCACAACUUAACGGUGGAGACUAAGGAAGGACUGGUGUCGGUCUAUUCUGCUCCACAGUACCAGGGCCACGUGGUGUCCAAGGACAAAAAUGGGACACCGGAUGGUAGAGGACCCCCACAGUUGCUCAACCCCAGCACCCUUCCCCAGGCUAUAGACCCUUACUACAGGCCCAACCUCAUUCUCUAUCCCGAGAGCGUGUUGAGAGCAUGGGGAGAGGGAGGGGACUGCUGUGAGACCACCUUCAUUGAGGACAUGACCCCUGCCUCGUCUGCCACAGCUGUCACUAAAGACGGGAUUUUGUUCUCUGACAGCAGGCUUCUGGAUCUCUCUAUGGAAGACGCCAAGAUUCAGACACUGUCCUAUGAUGUAGAUGACGACGAUGAUGAAUUUCAAGAACUCGAGAGUGAGUACUCAAGUGACUCAGAGAGUGAAGACAAUUUCCUCCUGAUGCCUCCGAGGGACCACCUGGGCCUCAGUGUUUUCUCCAUGCUCUGCUGUUUCUGGCCCCUGGGAAUUGCAGCUUUCUACCUGUCUCAUGAGACUAACAAAGCGGUGACUAAAGGGGACUUUCACCGUGCCAGCUCCAGCUCCAGACGUGCGCUCUUCCUCGCCGUACUGUCCAUCACCAUCGGGACGGGCAUCUACGUGGGUGUGGCUGUGGCCCUUAUCGCAUACCUCUCCAAAAACAAUCACUUGUAGCCUUUUCAUGCCCAAACCACUCUUUCUUUUCAGCAGUCAGAUAAAGACUGGUUUACUUUGGGAUCAGCUUUUUGAGAAAACGCCCAAAGGUCACAAUAUGGGACUCACCAGCAAUGUGUUCCACUCCUGCACUUUUAAAAGUCACGUUCCCAUUUCAUUGGGAACAUAAUUGUUUGUGUAAAUGUCCUGAUCACCUCUCUGCAUUUUCUUGUGAAUAUGCCGACACCACAAAAUUAUUAUUAUUAUUGUUUUUUUGUGCUCAACGUUUGUGCAAGUGCAAAUCUAAUGCUACACACAUGAUAUUUUGGCCAAAUUAAAGUCAAUUUGAAAUCAAAAGGGACCUCAUUUACUUAAGUAAAGAACUGAUUUACUUAAUGCAUGUUCCUGCUCAUAUUGUGCACAUUGUUCCCAAGAAAUCGUUCAUCAAAAUUGAAUCUUUUGCUCCGCUACUGAAACAACUUUCCUAUUUGUCAUCAGAUAGCAUUGAAUAAUGGAUGGCCGAUCCAAUAAAUUCCCACUAGAUGAAAUCAAACCGGUUGCACCAGCUGUGCCUAAGUUACAACUUAGCCUAAUUGCAAAAGAAUUUUAGAAAGUAAAAGAAAGUACAACUUACACACUACUAAAUAUAAUUUGUUGCACCAUUAAAAUUUGUUGAAACAUAACUCUACGUAUAAACUAAAUAUUUAUGGAAGCCUCCAACCAGGAGUAACAGUCAGAAUAAAACAGCAGAUUGAUUGAAUUGCAGCGGAUGCACACAAGACUGAGGCGCCAAGCACCAAGCACCAAGGGCAAUCUCAGCACUUCAAAUGGAAGUGUUUCCGCUGGUUGAAUCCCCGUAGGCCUCCCAUUCCUCAGCACACUCAUUCAGUGGAGUUCACGGAUGAGUUAGGCGGUUCACCUUUGGGUGAAUUUAAUUUCUCAUUCGGGGCUCUCGAAAAUGAUGAACUGUUGAUGGCAGCAUCGAAGGGUAGCGGAUGACUCGCCUAGGCCCCCACUAUCUCGUGUGAUGGCGCAGGCUGAGGCUAAGAAGGCUGCUGUGCUUGCCCGGGCCACCCUGUCCAGUGCUUUCGCGGUUGGAUGAUUGGUUUCUGAGCUCGAAGCGUGAUGCACAGUUGCACUCUGUCCCAGUGCCUUUCUUCCAGAAAGUGCACCAGGAGCUCCCUGCAUGCCAUAGCCAUCCUGCAGGUCCAUCAGGUUAAGGCAUUGAAAGAACUGCAUGAGGGCAGGUCCAACCCAAGGCUAAUGAAGGAGCUGUGCUCAGCGACAAAAGUCACGACACAGGCUAGGUGGACAUCUGGGUCAGACGAUGUCCACCUAGGAGCGCCAUCUAUGGCUUAACCUUGCCGAGAUGCAAGAUGCAGGGAAAGUGCGCUUUCUCGACGCUCCCAUCUCCCAAGGUGGCCUCUUUGGCAACACUGUUGAGGUCUUCUUACAACAGUUAAAAGCAGUGAAGAAGCAGAUGGAGGCAAUCAGACACAUCCUG
Molecule: messenger RNA, 2749 nt
Organism: Rhinichthys klamathensis goyatoka
Lineage: Eukaryota; Metazoa; Chordata; Actinopteri; Cypriniformes; Leuciscidae
Product: synapse differentiation-inducing gene protein 1
Exons: 4
Coding region: 430-1266 (278 amino acids)
Biological process (GO): synaptic vesicle clustering; positive regulation of synapse assembly
Cellular component (GO): intracellular membrane-bounded organelle; excitatory synapse; synaptic vesicle membrane
Source: RefSeq, a predicted model, not a curated record